CCCUGAAGCAGCCCCCAGAUGGGGGCACUGGCGGGUGUGGGUGGGUGUGGGGCAGAGGGGACACGGGGAGAGGAGGGCACGGGGGCAGCCCGAGUGACCCGGGGGCCGCUCUGUCUGUGCCAGGGGUCCUAGAGGAAGCCGAGUUCUACAACAUCGGCCCGCUGAUCCGCAUCAUCAAAGACCGGAUGGAGGAGAAGGACUAUCCCGUCACACAGGUCCCCCCCAAGCACGUGUACCGCGUGCUGCAGUGCCAGGAGGAGGAGUUGACGCAGAUGGUCUCCACCAUGUCAGACGGCUGGCGCUUCGAGCAGCUGGUGAACAUCGGCUCCUCCUACAACUAUGGCAACGAGGACCAGGCUGAGUUCCUGUGCGUGGUGUCCAAGGAGCUCUACACCUCCCCGCACGGGCUGAGCUCUGAGUCCAGCCGCAAAACCAAGAGCACGGAGGAGCAGCUGGAGGACGAGCGGCGGCAGGAGGUGGAACAGGUGCAGGUGGAGGCAGGUCCCCGUCUGCACCCCUCAGGGCUGAGGCUGCGCUUGCAGCGAGGGCUUCUCCUCCUCGGGGCCCCUAGCCCGCCCCCCCAGAGCCGCCAUCCCUGCUGUUACAAGCCAGAGGCACCCGGAUGUGAGGCCCCAGAUCACCUCCAGGGACUUGGGGUUCCGAUCUGAAAUCCUUUAUUUUUGUACCACGGGGUGGGGCCCCAGCUCCAGGCGGAGGAAGCACUCUCCCCCCUGCCACUUCUGUCUACACCUGCGGGGCUGUGAUCUACCCCUGCCUC
Herpailurus yagouaroundi (jaguarundi) is the source of this 778-nucleotide messenger RNA. Its product is annotated as BTB/POZ domain-containing protein KCTD17-like. Gene Ontology annotation, molecular function: cullin family protein binding. The annotation marks the transcript as partial. Lineage: Eukaryota; Metazoa; Chordata; Mammalia; Carnivora; Felidae. The transcript is spliced from 6 exons. Gene Ontology annotation, cellular component: Cul3-RING ubiquitin ligase complex; cytoplasm. Gene Ontology annotation, biological process: positive regulation of cilium assembly; proteasome-mediated ubiquitin-dependent protein catabolic process. The record is from RefSeq and is a predicted model, not a curated record.